AUGUUCACAUCUGAUGAGUGGUCAAAAUCUAAGACUGCCAAAGACCCUAAGGGAAAAAGGGCAACUGAUAUUGUACUCAGUACAUCUUUUUGGAAUGAUGUAGUUUUUUGUCUUAAGGCUAUGGGGCCUCUUGUGGGUGUGCUGAGGAUGGUUGAUAAUGAAAAAAUGCCAGCAAUGGGUUACAUUUAUGAAACAAUGGAUAAGGCCAAAGAAGCAAUUCAAAAUGCAUUUCAUGGAAUUGGAAAAGAAGAUAAGCUGGAUGAUGAUUUAGAAGUGGUUAAUGGUUAUUUAAAAUGCUUUGAGAGGAUAACUGCAAAUACAGAUGAGAUGGACCAGGUUAUGAAUGAAUUGGAGCUAUAUAAGAAAGCUUGGGGUCUCUUUGGCAUGGACUCAGCCAAAAGACAAAGGGAUAAAGUGUCUCCUCCUCUUCAGUAUGUGAGCGCAAUUGAAAUUCAUUCCAAGAGGCGAAGUAGACUUGAGCAUCAGAAGUUGGAGGACUUGGUUUAUAUUAAAUAUAACAAAACUCUUAAAUAUCGAUUUGACAAUCGUGAUCUGAUUGAUCCCAUUCUCCUAAAUGGUAUUGAUGAAAGCAAUGAAUGGUUGGUAGGAGAUAUGGGUGGUGAUGGGGAACAAAAUGAGAAUGAACUUCAGACAAAGUCCAUUGCUUUGCCUUCAAGCUCUAAGGGAAAAGAGAUUAAAGAAAAAGAAGGACUUAAAGAUGUGCCAGAACAACUGUACAAUAUAGAUACUAGUGACAGUGAGGCUGAAGCAGACUUUGGUGAUGGUAGAAUUCAAGAUUAUGAUUAG
Messenger RNA from Gastrolobium bilobum, 807 nucleotides. RefSeq lists its product as uncharacterized. The transcript is spliced from 5 exons. The coding region runs from base 1 to 807 and encodes 268 amino acids. NCBI's taxonomy places the organism in Eukaryota, Viridiplantae, Streptophyta, Magnoliopsida, Fabales, Fabaceae. The record is from RefSeq and is a predicted model, not a curated record.